UCCCUCGGUACCCGACGCGGCAUUUCAUACGAAUCGUACGUUUGAAAUCGGAAUUCCGAGUUCGAAUUUGACGUUCAGUGAAAAAGUUUCAUGUGGAGUGUUGAACUCUUUGGUGGGUUGUGAAAAAGUUAAAGUGUUUUUUUUUAUUUGGUGAAGUGUGGUGGUUUCGCAGGUACAAUUUAAUAGAAUCAGUUGCCGUCCAAUCGAAGGGUUAAAACGCGCAUUGGGAAACAAAAUGGUGCUGAGACGUUUAGCCAGAUGAACUCUAUGGCUCCUACGUCUCGGGGCUGAGAAGAUGACUCCAGCGGGCCUCUUGGUCUUCUGUUCUGUGCUGACGAGGACGCUAUGCGUCAUAGCGCCGCAAAUACCAGACUUCAAAACCGGCGACAAAAAGGUAGUCAACGGACCAUUCUGGCACGAAGUAUUCACGGAAAGCUACGAAGACAUAGACGAGGAUGUGUCCACGACUACUACGGAACCACUGCCUUUCUUCGAAGACGACGCAGCUAGCAGCAACGUGACGGCUCAGCUUGGGAGUCGAGUGCAUUUGCAUUGCAGAGUACAUGAUUUGGGAGAGAAAACUAUAUCCUGGGUUCGUCGUCGCAACGAAGAGUUACAUCUACUCUCUUUCGGCCGCCAUACUUACUCAGCUGAUUCUCGCUACUCGCUAGCGUUCGAGCAGCCCAAUGAUUGGCGCUUGCUCAUACAGUACGUGAGUGAGAGAGACGAGGGAUUCUACGAGUGUCAGAUAUCGACGCAUCCGCCGUUGGUGAGAAGAGUCUAUCUUACUGUUGUUGUGCCAAAAGUGGAGAUCGUUGACGAACGGGGCCGUCCGCUCCAAGAUAAGUUCUACAAGGAGGGCUCCAUUAUAGAGCUUCGGUGUGUCGUCAGCGAGGUCCCGCAGCCGACCAGACAAGUCAACUGGAAGCACGGGACGAGAUUACUCAACUACGACACCAAGAGAGGCGGAGUUAGCGUGAAGACAGAAGCGCACACUAAUGGCGCCCUCUCGCGGCUGUACAUAGCGAACGCGAACAGAAAUGAUUCCGGCAAUUACACGUGUUCACUAGCUGACGUCGCCGCGUCCGCUGUAUCUGUGCACGUUUUGAGAGGAGAAAAUCCUCUCGCUAUGCAGCGUGGUGGCGCGUCUUCGCUUUCGUAUCCAAUACUGGCUCUCUUCGUCGCUAUAGUUAGCUGACAUCUGGCCAACGCGCAAUGUACGCGUGCUAUAAAUGAAUAGUCGUAAUUACUAUGAUAAUCGCUAGACUUAUAAUCUCUUAGUACGCAGUCGGUGUUCUUAAGUUGAAUUUUGUGGUUAAAAAUGUGGUUAAAAAUAUUUUUUUACAUUUUAAUAAACUUUUAAAUAAGUGCUCUUUUUAUUCAUUCAUUUUGAUAAAUUAAGGCAACAUACGUUAAUUGUCAUUAAAAAUAAUAAUAUAAUGAUAAAAAAUAUUAUUUUUUUAUGUUGAUGCCUUUUAACCAACUUUUAAAAAGGAGGAGGUUCACAAUUCCUCCCGAUCUUUUAUUAUCAUUAAAAUCAAAUAACGAAUAAACAAAUCUGUCUGAAAAUAUGUUGACUAUAAAUUAAAUAUACCUCGUUCGUUAUAUAUUGCUUGAGCAAUUUAUUUACAUGAAAGGCGAAACAGUACUUUAAUAUAGGAGAAUCGUAAUUUAAAAGAACUCUAUUUCCCGAAGAAACGGAAAUAUUAUUCGCUGUGGAACCCAGCUGCGUACUAUUUCUUAAAAGAUUAAAAUUCUAAAAGUUAUUUUACCAUUUAGAAUAUAAAGUUGUUUAUGAGACAAUGUUAUGUUAACUUAAGUUUUCUAAGAAAACUAAAAACUUGUUAAAUUUAAAAAUGGAAGCAUUAAAAGUUAAUUGUUACAUUUGAUUCAUUCGAUUUUAAAUACAGAAACGUUGGAUUGUGUUCGGCCAGCAACAUUAUCAUGUUUCUUUUUGAAAUAUAAAAUUAACUUCGUAUAUUUUUGCCAGUGUUGUUUUUGAGAAUGCCUAAUUUAAAAUUUAAGUAAAUUUUCCUGUGAAGAAUGUCAACGAAAUUUUGCGGUGUAAAUUGACUUGAUGAAUCUCUGAGGCUUAAUAAAGAAGACGAAGUUUGUGAGUUUGUUUACGUUUCAACGGUUCCACUGUGAUAUUAAGUUAGUUGGAGCUUACUGUAUACAGCUGCAAAGUUUCAGGAAUGACCCAAAAAUGUGCUCAACACAGAAGGGUAGGUAUUAUAUUAAAAAGAUUCAAAGAACAAUAAAAAAAAAGUCAUAACAGACAGGGUUUUCUUAUAAAUUAUUUCAGAAUAGAAUGACUAUAUAUUUCUUUCAUGAAAUUAUUUUCGCUCUUUCAUCUGAGGUUUGCUCGGUUUCUUCCUUAGCCAUUAGUUACGUAUGUCAAUAAAAACUGUUGAAUGGUUUUAUGCGGCCGUCGCCAUUGAGCAAAGUUGCUUCGUAAGAGCUUAGAAAUUUUAUAGUACAUCAAACAAGUGAAGUCAUGGGAAAUGUUUGGUAAUCAAAAAGUUGGAAUAGCUUCAUUAGCGAAAGACCGUGAACAUUCUAAAGUUACGCUACAUACUGUCGCUCUUGAAUAUUUUAACUUGAUUUCAGCAUAAUUAAAAAAAUAUAGGUACAUAGCGGUUUGUAACAAACAAACAAAAUGACAAAAGAACAGAUAACGUCGGCCGCAUUUAAUACAAAACAAAGUAAAAGUAACUUCAAAAGAAACAAACCGAAAGCGAUUUCUUUUUUUGAAAUUCAAAAUUUUAAUUAGUUGGAGAAAAAAAAUAUCCGAACCGAUUUUAGAACCUAGAACUUUUUACUUUUUUAUUUUUUGUUGAUCUAUGUACACACUGGCAGGAAAGAAUCUUUUCAUGUAUGGCAAAUUACAAAAGCUUUUCUUUGCCAAACAAAGGUGGAAGAAUGACGUCACUUAUUUAUCUAUAGUAAAAAGAUCAACAAGCGCUUACCAGCACCAACGAAGGAUUUAAAAUUUGAAUACUGUUUUCAUUCAUAGAAAGAAAAAAAUCGCUUUUGAAAAAAAAGGAAAACAUAUUUUCAGCCCGAGUUUGUAUAUUUUAGUAAUUGAUAGACUUUUUUCCGGCUUUAGUAAAAUGAUUUUUCUUUAUAGGCAAGCUUACUCCCAGUUUUUUCCCAAUUUGUUCCCAAAAAAUAGAUGGAUAUGCGCCGGAAUUUUUGAGAAAAAAAAGUAAAGGACAAAUUAACAUGCAUAAUCCAUCCAUUCAUCUUUUUCAUGCGAAUUAUGAAACCCGUAGACCAAAACAGUAAGGAAAAUUCGAUAAAUGUGAAAAACUGCAAACCUUUUGUGUUUCUAGGGCUGUCACCUGGACAGAGCUGUGUUAGAGCAGCUAUUUCAAAUUGUAUGGUUAUCCUUUGUGAGUUGUGCAAUAAAAGUGCUAUUUGAAGAAUUAUUGUACGUACUUUACAAUGUAGGUACAGACGGACAAAAGACUUCGCAUGGACAACUCGAUUGUGGUUAUGCCAUUGCAAUUGUGACAACUGUGUUACAAAAUAUGAGUGUGUUUUAUGAUUUUUAUGUCCGCAAUAAAUUACAUAUUCAUGGGUUCACGGUAAAGUUUAUUUAUUCAAGAAGGUCUUACAAUCUAAUAACAUAUAGGUAUAUUUAAAAAGUAAUAAUAUUACUGUAGCUGAUAAGUUUGUAUUAUAUAAUAUAGUAUUUUAUAUAUAACAUAUUAUUUUCGUGAAAAAUACAAACAAUAUUGUUAUAACAUUUUAUUUAAUUUUUUUUCAUGUAAAGUCGGUAAAAUAUUUUCUUCUGGUUUUGUUGUAUCACAUUAGCUAUUUAACUAGUUUUGAAAAUAAUAAUCGGAUGAAAAAAAUCUGUAAUCGAACUGAAAUCGAACCUGUGUCUAUCCGGGUAUGCUUCUUAACAUUUAUCCUUUAAACUAGAUUAUAGAUCUCAUAUUUUUGGCAAACUAUUUUUUUCUUUCUUUUAACAUAAUCGCUGUUUGUUAGUGAAUGUUUUAUUUUUAAAUAUUUUUGAAAUGAAAUCGUCGUGUAAAUUGGUUCACUGGAAAAAUUUGUUAUUCUUUAAUAUAAAUAUAAUUUAAAUAAAAAUAAGUUUUGAUUUGUGUUUAUGUAAAUGUAACCUUGCAAUCUUUCCAUUACUAAUGAUCACUAUAAUAUAUUGUAAAUAAAUUAUUAUAUUGAAAUGAAAAUUGUACAUAGUUGUAGAUAGUAUACUGCAUAAACACUAAAAUCUGUAUCAUUAUGUCAUCAUAUAAUUAUAUAAAUAAUACUAUGUUUUAGUUUAUCUUUUUGCGUUCACCUAAAAUAAUUAGCUAUUUACUAAACCUAUCCAAUUUAAUCAUGAUUGUUAUUUUUUAAAUCUGAAUAGAGUAUGUAUUGUAAUUUGAAAAAAAUAUUGAUUUAUAUCACUUCCACUUAUUGUUUAAUGUUAAUCCAGAAAUUCUACAAGAACCUCGAAGAAAAUUAUUUUUUGUCAAAAUCGCCUCUAUCACUUUUCCCCCUAUUUUAAUUAGGUACAUACAAUUGAAUAAUUCAUAUAAAAACUAAAUACCACUCACCUAGAAAGAAAUAAAAAUUUUAUAAAUCAAUUCUAAGCACAUUUGUAUGAAAUUUUUGAACGAAAAGGUGAUACAAUACUUUUGCAAAACUGAGUUGAAAAUUAUCAGAAAUAGCGCUGUAUCAUGUUCAAUAAAAAUAAAAAGAAAUAGCCGGAAUUUUCCGAUUCGUCGGAAAUUUUUCCUAUUUUAGUAUCGGUGAAUACUAAUCUGAGGAUGCUAUUAAAUUUGACAUGAACAAAAGUGCACAAAAGUGGAAAACUACAGAAUUCUGAAUUCAAACAUAGAAAUGUCAUUCGAAGCUUAUGAUAUUGUCCUCGCUUUUAUGCGAGGUCUGUAUGCGGGUUCUGUAGUUAUUUUGAAAUUGUUCAAAUGUGACUUAAUAUAAGUGAUAUAAAGUCAUAUUUGAACAGUUUUAACAGCCAAGUUUUAGCGUAUGUUCCGCCCUAGAAUAUUAAUAUGAAGUGAACUCGAUAUCCUGACGUGGAUGUAAUACGAGGCGUUUAAAGGACAGAUAGUAGUGGCAGCUGAUAUUAAUAGCAUUCUCAGGGAGGGUUGAGGGAGGCGGUGAAAUCACAACCGAUUCUUCAAAAUUUUGAUAUUUAUUUUCAUUGCUUACUCCGGGAUUUGGCGCAGCAAUGAGAGAGAGAAAUAUUUAAUUCACGGUAGUGCUUUCAGCUGAAAAGAUAACUUUAAAAUACUGGCGAUUCGGCUGCGAUUCUCUGUCCGCUUGCCUGACUGUCUCUUUCUGUCUCUCAACCCUCCCUGAAAAUACUGUUGUUGUUGAUCAGACAUCCACGGGAGAAUAAUGAGUGUUCCAAUGUAGGGCGGAAACCGUUCGCCACCAAAGAUGGUCGGGACGCCGGGAAAAAGCCGGACUUGGAAUAAACUUUGUCGUGCAAAUUUUAUAAUCGAAAAUACUGAAAUUGGCCUUUAACUCUUAUAUUAUUCAUCAACCGAUAAAUUAUGUACCUAACCUAAAUCUGAGAGAGUUAUCGCCAGAAUUGUUUCAUUAUUGUAAUUUUAUGUAAAUUUUGUUAUUGAGAAACAACAAUAAUAAUGAAGUAUGGUAAAGUGGUAACUGUUGUUUUUUAAUUAAUUUGUUAAUGAUCGUUUAACUGUAUACAGUAAAU
Molecule: messenger RNA, 5698 nt
Organism: Plodia interpunctella (Indianmeal moth)
Lineage: Eukaryota; Metazoa; Arthropoda; Insecta; Lepidoptera; Pyralidae
Product: lachesin-like
Exons: 9
Coding region: 296-1198 (300 amino acids)
Biological process (GO): synapse organization
Cellular component (GO): neuron projection membrane
Source: RefSeq, a predicted model, not a curated record